AGCAGCAGCAGCAGGAGGAGGAGCGGCCGCGGCGGCUGUGGAGGGGAGCGGGCUGCUGCCUGAUGUCACUGCGGUGCAUGGAUCCAAGGUGCUGGUGUCUUGCCCUGCCUGGAGCCUGAGGUCCUGCGUGCUCAUCCGCCUCCCGACGUCACCAAUGCGACCAUGGGAACUGGCAGUGAAUAGGCGGCCUCCCUCUGCCCCUUUUAACCAACGUCGUUUCUCAGGGGGACCCUGCAGCAGCCCUGACCACCUCCGGCGAAGCCCCCCUGCCAGGCGUCAGUGGGGACGACGCGACCGACCUCUGGCAACCCUGCUGGGCCAGGAUGAGACCCAGCUGCACCCUGCCUUCCCCCAGCAGCCGCACAUCCCUGUAGAUGAGCCCCGCGCCUACGCUCUCCCCAGCACACCGCCACGAAUGCUGCACCCGGCCGCUCACCCACCCCACCAGAACCCAUUCAUGGUGGAUCUUCAUGACCAGGUGCACCAGGGACCUGUCCCUCUCUCCUACACGGUCACAACCGUUACGACGCAAGGCUUCCCCAUCCAUACCAGCCAGCACAUCCCUGGGUGCAGCACCCAGCAGCUCCCAGCAUGCUCAGUGAUGUUCAGUGGACAGCACUACCCGCUCUGCUGCCUCCCACCCCCGUUGAUCCAGGCAUGCGCCAUGCAACAGCUCCCAGUCUCCUACCAGACGUUCCCUCCAAUCAUCUCCAGCGACCAUUACAUCCUGCACCCGCCCCCGCCGCCAGUGCCCCCCCACCAACCGCCCCACAUGGCUCCCUUGGGGCAGUUCGUGCCUCUCCAAGCCCAGCACCCACGAAUGCCUCUGCAGAGGAUAGACAAUGAUGUGGACCUGCGAGGGGAGCAGCACCCCAUCGCCGGCUUCACGUACCCCCCGUCCCACCAUGCUCCCACGCUCUCCCCCUCCGUGCCGCUGCAUUACCUCCCCCACGACCCGCUGCACCAAGAGCUGCCAUUCGGCGUGCCAUACCCCCACAUGAUGCCCCGGCGGCUGAACACCCAGCGGUACCGGCUGCAGCAGGCGCUGCCCCCGCCGCCGCCCCCUCCACCGCCCCCUCCGUACUACCCGAGCUUCCUGCCCUAUUUCCUCUCUAUGCUUCCCGUGUCGCCGACGGCCGUGGGGCCCACAAUCAGCCUGGACCUGGACGUGGAUGACGUGGAGAUGGAGAACUACGAGGCGUUACUGAACCUGGCCGAGAGGCUGGGGGAGGCCAAGCCACGGGGACUCACCAAAGCAGACAUCGAGCACCUCCCGUCCUACCGCUUCAACCCUGAGAGCCACCAGUCCGAGCAGACCCUGUGCGUUGUGUGCUUCAGCGACUUCGAGGCCCGGCAGCUGCUCCGCGUCCUGCCCUGCAACCACGAGUUCCACGCUAAGUGUGUCGACAAAUGGUUAAAGGCGAACCGCACGUGCCCCAUCUGCCGGGCGGAUGCGUCGGAGGUGCAGCGGGAGGCGGACUGAGGCGGGCGGGCGCCGUGCCGCACAAUUGGUUACAGGAUGAGGACGUCGGGCCAGGGGCGGGGGCCGCUGCCCGCUGCCAGGGCCCGGCCGUGCGCUUACCCCCCUCCCCAGAGCCUCUCCUCGGAUGCGGUGAGCGCUGAGCAGCCCGGGCUGCGGCCAGCCCUCCUCCUCCGCCGUGGCUCGGAGCGCUGCGGGGCCGAAUGGUGUUUGCUGGUGGCGGCCGCCCGUGUCCUCCGCACUGCAAAGACGCUGUCGUCGCUCCAUCACUUUCCAGGUCUUUGUACUCCGCUAGGGAUUAUUAUUUCCCCCCCGCCCCCCGUUUCUCUUUUGUUUUGUUUUUAGGGUAGGUUUUUUUUUUUCUUCCGUUUCCUUUUCCGUCGCGUUUCUUUGGUCCUGUGGCCGCUCUUCCCCUCGGCGGUGGGAGGAGGGCGGAGGGCGCACCGUAGCCGGGUGCCGACGGGCCCGGGGCCGACGUGGGGCCGCUCCCCACCGCUCCGUGUCCUUCCCAGGCGGGAGGACGGCCCCGGCCCCGAGCCCCGCUCACUCCGAGGCGGUCGGGCCCGGCGGGGAGCUCAGUGUGGAGGCCCGGUUCGCCCC
Centrocercus urophasianus (Greater sage-grouse) is the source of this 2080-nucleotide messenger RNA. It is a transcript of the gene RNF44, whose product is annotated as ring finger protein 44. The transcript is spliced from 11 exons. The record is from RefSeq and is a predicted model, not a curated record. NCBI's taxonomy places the organism in Eukaryota, Metazoa, Chordata, Aves, Galliformes, Phasianidae. Bases 155 to 1483 code for a protein of 442 amino acids.